GCUGUGGGAGAAAACUCGCGAAUAAUAAAUUGAUAUUACUAGUAUCUCAUUUUUGUUCGAGACCUUCACUUUAGUUGUUUAUAAUAUUUAUAGGAUAGUUGAAGCCAUUUAUAUAAUUUUAUUUGUACUGCAUAUGUAUUUUCCCCCUCUGUAGCUAACGUUUCCUUAUCGACAGCGUAUAAUAUGAAACUUGAAGAAGGUGAAUGCUAAUUGCCAUUUUGUCAUGUAAAACAGCAUAUUUACUGAUAAUCGCACUGACUCGUACGCCUGGCAGUGUGUCUUGCGUCUAACUGUCCAAGUACUGUGGAUUUGGAUUGUGGCGUAUCAAAUUGUUCAGUAUGACCAGGGGAGCCUCACGCAAAUAAAGUAAAUUAUUUUAACUACUGGCAUAGCCCCAUCAGGUUAUUUUGGUAUGGGUUUCGCACAGUAAAACCGCACGAAAGUUAAAACCAUUUUGAAGAAUUAAGUUAAAAAUAAGGAAAACCAAAAUAAGCAAAGACAAUAAUAAAUUGAAACCUUUACUUUAAAAAACAAAAUUAAUUUAAAGAAAAAAAUGCAGUAUAAAGGCAAAAUAAAACCAAAUAUAUAUAUAAAACCUGAACAAAGAACAGCACUCGUAACUAUAAAAAGAUUAUUAUUAUAUGAAACUAUAAAUCAAGGAAACUGAUAAAUCAUUAAAACUAGGCCUGCCGACACGGCAUUUAGAAAGUAAAAAGGUAAGCUAACCAAAAUCAAAAUUUACCCAAAUGGACAAACUAAAUACAAAAACACGAAAAUCAAGGAUAAAAACCGCUAGAGAUGAUAUUACAGGAUGGACUCCGGCAGGUGAGAUAAGGCUGUGACGGGAAGGUACAAAUUGCCCGACGAAGGGAGCGCGCGGGCGAGGAUGCUUGCUGUCGCGAGAGAGAGCGAGACAGCGUCGCGCGUGAAUAGCCACACUCGAUUAACUUUAAACAACUUUUAAUGACGCGUGCAAAAGACGCUUCAGUCGAUUAAUUAACUGCCUGGGCUACGGAGAAGCUAUAGUGUCCUGUUUUUUUAAUGAUAAAUAAAACACAGCGACUUCGUGUGAACAUGAACUGUUAUCAUAACAGAUCAUGUUUACUAUAGAGUAGUCUUCUUUCCACAAAAUAAUUAAUCAAAAUCAUAUAGUAUGUAUGAGGAUGCUCGUGUGAUUCCAGUGCCGCAGUUAGAGGUUACUAAGGAAUGGUGGUUCACUGCUGGCGUUGAAAGCCUUGGAUCAUUUUGAAUGCUGAAAGAAAUUGGCGAAACUGUGCUAGUGUGACAGGACCUGUUCAUAAUCCUGUAACUUCUCUCAGCGUUGCCAAGUAUACUCAACCAGGCUAGAGAGUUCAAGGAAAGAUGAAAUUUGUUUUUCUGUUAGUUAAUCUUUAUGGCAUUGCGAGGGCAAUCUGAAGAUUAAAUUCCUGUAGAGGACCAAAAGCUUGUGGAGAGUGCAGCUCGUUGCUGCCCAUGUUCAGCUCUUAUCUUGCUGUCUAUACUGAAGUGAAGACAACACCUGACAGCAGAUUCAAGAUUCCACAAAACCUAGAUACAAAGUUUCCAUCUAAGGAGUGCUUCUAAUCUUGGUAUCGGAAGAAAAUGAGUUUCCUCUCUGAGUGGAUGCCUUUGGCCCCACCUAGUGAUGAUGAAAUAUAUAAUCAAGAAAUUCUUAUCAAGGAAAAGGUUAAGGAAGAGAUCAAGAAAGAGAAUGAUCUGGAAAUUCAGGAAGAGAAUGAUUUGGAAAUCAAAGAAGAGAAGGAUCUAGAAAUUAAGGAAGAAAGUUUGGACUAUGAAAUGAGUGAUGCAGACCUAAAACACGACUAUCCUUCUUCUAUGGGAAGUAAGAGCAUCAGAGAAGAAGAAAAUGGAAGGAACUCAUAUGAAAUUAUAGAAGACUGUAAUGAUGCAUCAGUGACAACACCACUUGUGGCUGAUCAUUGUGAUACCAUGCAGACAUCAGACAGGCACAAGGAAGGAGAGGAAGAGGCAGCAUACCAAAAGCCAUGUUCUCAAAGAGUUAAAGCAGUUGAACAAAAUGAAGUGGAUACAAAUAAACCUCACACAUGUGAGAUAUGUUGUAAAGCAUAUGCAUCAAAAUACCGUUUACAUAACCACAUAAGAGAUAUACAUACAAAAGAGAAACCAUAUAAGUGUGAGGCUUGCAACAAGACUUUUACAGUCAACAGGAAGCUGGUAAUACACCGGAAAAUGGAAUGUGAAUACAAGUGGUCACCGGAUAAUAACCAGACAGCUAAGGAUGGCAGUAAAGAGAAGUCUGAAAAAGAAUCUGAAGUAUGGAAAUGUUUCACUUGUGAAGUGUGUAGUAAGAAAUUCCCUUUCAAACGUGGACUAUUGACACACAUGAGGGUUCAUACAAAGGAAAAACCUUUUAAGUGUGAGGUAUGUGCUACACCAUUUGCUAGGAAAACUGAUAUAAGUAACCACAUGAAGACACAUACAAGGGAAAGAUCUUAUGUAUGUGAUAUAUGUAGUAAAGGAUUCUCCAGGAAAUCUCAUCUUGAUGAACACAUCAAAAGAGUACAUCUAAAGGAGAGGCCUUUCAAGUGUAAGAUAUGUAAUAAAAGUUUCUUUGAUAAUUCACUUCUUAGGGAUCACAUGUCAAUUCAUACAGAAGAGGAUCCCUUUAAGUGUGAGAUUUGCCAUAAAAAUUUCUCUCGGAAAAAUAGUCUGAAGUUACACAUGAAAAGACAUGUAGGAGUUAAGUCAUUUAUCUGUGAGGUAUGCAGCAAAGCCUUCUUGAACAAACAUACAUUAGGGAUACAUAUGAGAGUACAUACAGGGGAGAAGCCCUAUACUUGUAAGGUAUGCAAUAAAACAUUUAGGGCUCUUUAUACUUUAACCAAACACAGUAGACUGCAUACUAGAGAGAAACAGAGUGUGUAAAAGGGGUAAAGGUUAAACAAGAUAAUUUUUUAUUAGACAUUUGUUCUAUUAAGAUGUAGAAGCUGGAUAUUCAAUCCCAAUAAAUCUCAUGAUAUAUGGAUCUAAUGCACUAUAUGAUUUUUUGUUUUCAAUAUUUCCUGUU
Penaeus chinensis is the source of this 3049-nucleotide messenger RNA. RefSeq names its product zinc finger protein OZF-like. The coding region runs from base 1603 to 2907 and encodes 434 amino acids. Gene Ontology annotation, biological process: regulation of transcription by RNA polymerase II. The record is from RefSeq and is a predicted model, not a curated record. Gene Ontology annotation, cellular component: nucleus. Lineage: Eukaryota; Metazoa; Arthropoda; Malacostraca; Decapoda; Penaeidae. The transcript is spliced from 5 exons. Gene Ontology annotation, molecular function: DNA-binding transcription factor activity, RNA polymerase II-specific; RNA polymerase II transcription regulatory region sequence-specific DNA binding.